Messenger RNA from Auxenochlorella protothecoides, 276 nucleotides. RefSeq lists its product as hypothetical. The record is from RefSeq and is a predicted model, not a curated record. Bases 1 to 276 code for a protein of 91 amino acids. Lineage: Eukaryota; Viridiplantae; Chlorophyta; Trebouxiophyceae; Chlorellales; Chlorellaceae. The transcript has 4 exons.
AUGGCUCCCGGACAUGCCUUCCGCUGGGUGAAGCCCGAAGUGUACCCCAUCAUCUUUCCCGUUGCGCUGGCCCUCGGGGCGAUGACCUACUCCAUGGGGCGCCACCUUUGGACCAACCCCGAAGUCUUCCCCAGCAAGAAGCUGCGCACGGAGGGCAUCCCUGAGGAGGAGACCAACCGGUUUCGUGCAGAGGGGUACUCCAAGUCCAUCUUCCGGUCUCUACAGGAGGGACGAGGAAUGAAGGGCAUCUUUGGCACCUCCAGCCAGGAUCACUAG